AUGAGCGGGUUGAUUAAAACUAUUAAUCGUGUCGGAGCAUUAAGACCCGUGAGACUACAUAGAUUAGGAAUUGUCGACUACGAGACGGUGUGGAAUUGGCAGAAAACGGUGCAGAAGAGCCGUUUCCGCACAAAUCUGUGCGAUGAAUUGAUCCUAGUUCAACAUCCUCCAGUGUACACGCUCGGAAGAGGUGGAGAUGAGUCUAACAUAUUGUUUGAUCAAAAUGACAAGCAGCAUAAACUUUUCAAGAUCGAAAGAGGCGGAGAAGUAACGCAUCAUGCUCCAGGGCAGCUCGUCGCCUACCCUAUUCUCAAUUUGAAUUAUUAUGUAAAAGACUUGCACGCUUAUUUGCGCCUACUAGAGCAGUCGAUUAUUGACAGUCUUGCCGAGUUUGACAUUCAUGGGGAGCGCAUCGAGGGCAAGACUGGAGUGUACGUGAAUGGGGACAAGAUCGCGUCCAUCGGGAUCCAUGUAGCUCGUUGGAUCACGAUGCAUGGAAUUGCGGUGAAUGUGGAGAAUGAUCUUUCUCUCUUCGAUUGUAUCAUUCCCUGUGGCUUAAAGGGGAUCAAAAUGUGCAGCGUUCAGUCAUUCAACCCGCGCGUUACGCUCGCGGAAUACACGGAGUGUUAUCUGGAAAAGUUUAAGUCGCACUUUAAAGUGGAUUUCUUUGAGGGAUCCUCCAUUUCGCCGUUGGAUUCGGAGCAAGCGGAAGCGCCUUCGUGGGUAAAAGAGUAUUAUGAGCAUCUCUGA
Molecule: messenger RNA, 750 nt
Organism: Blastocystis hominis
Lineage: Eukaryota; Bigyra; Opalinata; Blastocystidae
Product: Lipoyltransferase
Exons: 6
Coding region: 1-750 (249 amino acids)
Biological process (GO): protein lipoylation
Cellular component (GO): mitochondrion
Molecular function (GO): lipoyl(octanoyl) transferase activity
Source: RefSeq, a predicted model, not a curated record